Parnassius apollo (apollo) is the source of this 411-nucleotide messenger RNA. The record is from the annotation of a GenBank genome assembly. NCBI's taxonomy places the organism in Eukaryota, Metazoa, Arthropoda, Insecta, Lepidoptera, Papilionidae.
AUGUAUUUAUCUAGCAAUGAAAAGUUGCCCAAACAAUUUGCAUUAGCUAAGAUGCUGAAGGCUUGUGGGAUAGUUGAUAUCACCAGAAUAAAAUACAUUAACCCUUUCAAGAUUCGCGUCGAAGUCUGCAGCGAGUUAAGUGCCGAUAAAAUUGAAAAAUGUCAGGAAUUCAAGGAUAAAGGUUGGAAGGUAUACACGGCUAUGGAAAGGACUUCAUCUUAUGGCGUCAUUAAAGACGUUGACCUUGAUUUAUCUGACGAGGAAAUUUUAAGAAAUAUAAUGUGUGAUAAACCCGCAGAAUUAAUAUCUGUAUAUCAGCUUAAACGUCGGGACAGAGAGGGAGAAGGUUGGCAGCCAAGUGGAGCGGUACAAGUGCGCUUUAAAGGUUCAUUUAUUCCACAGUACAUAUAA